This is a messenger RNA of Cygnus atratus (black swan), 1089 nucleotides long. Its product is annotated as inhibin beta C chain-like. The coding region runs from base 1 to 1089 and encodes 362 amino acids. The record is from RefSeq and is a predicted model, not a curated record. The transcript has 2 exons. Lineage: Eukaryota; Metazoa; Chordata; Aves; Anseriformes; Anatidae. Gene Ontology annotation, cellular component: extracellular region. Gene Ontology annotation, molecular function: growth factor activity; hormone activity; cytokine activity. Gene Ontology annotation, biological process: SMAD protein signal transduction; BMP signaling pathway.
AUGACGGCCGCGGUGGCUUUCCUGCUCCUGAGCCUUCUGAGGAUGGCAGCUGCCAAGGGAGUGUGGUGCCCAGCCUGUGGGCUGGCGGCCCUGGCCCCUGCCACGCAGCGGGACAUCCUCAUCGCGCUGGCGAAGCAGAGCAUCCUCUCCAAGCUCCGCUUGCCGGACAGGCCCAACAUCACCCAGCCCACGUCCCGGGGGGCCCUGCUGACCGCUCUCCGCAGGAUGCGGGUGCAGCGCACCGACGCGCCCGUCGCCCCAGGGGUGCUCCAUGCCAGCAGCGUCCCUUACCCACACCCCGUGCCGGGCGUGCAGCACUACGAGAUCCUGAGCUUUGCCGAGUCAGGGUCAUCUACUUCCCGCAGAACCCUCCUGCAUUUCCACUUCGCCCCGGAGCUGGGUGGGAGCACCGAGAUCCUGCAAGCCAACCUCUACCUGUUUUGGGCAUCCCCUGGCCCUGGGACACACCAGGUCACGGUGAAGCUUUUGCAGCCAGACCUGACGGGGCUGAACAUGACCAUGGUCAGCAAGAUGUGGCUGGAGGUGCAGAGGGCUGGCUGGGCCACGCUGGAUGUGGGCCGAGCUGUCCAGAGCCUCUUCAGCCAAGGGAGCCAGAGGCUGACUGUGGAGCUGGAAAUGGUUGAGGACUCUGGGCCUCCCCUUCUGGCUGGCCACAGCGAUUCUCACUGGCCGUUUGUGGCAGCCCAGGCCCGGGACAGGACGCCCCAUCGGGUCCAGCGGCGUGGCAUUGACUGCAGCGGGGACUCGCGGAUGUGCUGCCGCAAGGAAUUCUUCGUGGACUUCAAGGAGAUCGGCUGGGAGGACUGGAUCAUCCAGCCAGAGGGAUAUCACAUGAACUACUGCGCAGGGCUCUGCCCCUUGCACAUGGCUGGGAUCCCUGGCCUCGCUGCCUCCUUCCACACAGCCGUCCUCAACCUCAUCAAAGCCAACAACGCAGACGCAGCCGUGGACUCCUGCUGCGUGCCCACGCAGCGUCGCCCCCUCUCUCUGCUCUACUAUGACCGGGACAGCAACAUCGUCAAGACCGACAUCCCCGAUAUGAUCGUUGAUGCCUGCGGCUGUACCUAA